Salarias fasciatus (jewelled blenny) is the source of this 519-nucleotide messenger RNA. RefSeq names its product ATG12 autophagy related 12 homolog (S. cerevisiae) (gene atg12). Gene Ontology annotation, molecular function: Atg8-family ligase activity. The transcript has 4 exons. Gene Ontology annotation, biological process: autophagy of mitochondrion; autophagosome assembly; autophagosome maturation. Bases 33 to 386 code for a protein of 117 amino acids. The record is from RefSeq and is a predicted model, not a curated record. Lineage: Eukaryota; Metazoa; Chordata; Actinopteri; Blenniiformes; Blenniidae. Gene Ontology annotation, cellular component: Atg12-Atg5-Atg16 complex; phagophore assembly site membrane; autophagosome membrane.
GUAACCCGGACGGAGUGGAGUGGGCACCGAGGAUGUCUGACAAUGCUGAGUCCCCGACAGAAACACAGAAAGAGGAGCCGCAACCCCCUCCCGACGACGCCACGACAAACGAGGAGAAGAAAAAAAUUGACGUGCUGUUGAAGGCGGUGGGAGACACCCCGAUAAUGAAAACAAGGAAGUGGGCAAUGGAGAGGGGGAGGACCGUGCAGUCUCUGGCUCAGUUUAUCUCUCGUUUCCUCAAGCUUGAAGCCAGUGAACAGCUGUUCAUCUAUGUCAAUCAAUCCUUUGCGCCUUCACCGGAUCAAGAAGUAGGAGCCCUCUUUGACUGCUUCGGCAGCGAUGGCAAGCUGGUUCUACACUACUGUAAAUCUCAAGCCUGGGGUUAACGCCUCAAUACAGCAUCCCGCCCUGUAAAUUCAUCCUCACACACAUAUGCACGUCAUGUUUUUUCCUCUUCUGCCAUUUGUUCUCUUCUUUUUUUAAAAUGUACAGAUUCUGUAAAUAAAUUAUUGUGACAAU